GAUUUUAUAUCAAUCACACCGAAUGACUCAACCUUCGGACUUUCAUAACAAGGUACUUAAAGGGAAGCAGAUUCGGUUUUGUCUUCUCUCUCUAGCGACCUAAUGUCAUCCACACUAGAAAGCCUCCUCGCUUCCCCUACUGCAUUAGUCUCAACCAGCAUCCUCUCCUUCAUCCUCGCACGUGCAAUAAUCUCACGCGUCAGGAAAAAUGGCCCAAUCCCCUAUGCACCAAAGGUGAUAAAAUACAACAGCUACGCAUAUUCAAUCUUCUCACUCUUCCUGUGCAUGAGUGUCACAGCUUCAACAUGGGACGAAAUAUUACGCUCAUCAGAUCCUUCAAUCACGGCCCUGAUCUGUUCAUCUUCCUCAUCAGAGUUUGACAGAAAGCUGAGAUACUUUUACCAUGCGUCGAAGAUAUAUGAGUAUGUGGAUAUCUUCAACGUCCUUGCUGCGGGAGGGGUGGUUAAUGCACAUUUUGCGAUUCAUCAUUUCACUACAAUGUACCUCACCUAUGCACGUGUCCUACUCUACCCAGCAGGAUGGAAGAUCUUCGCCGGACUCAACACGAUGCACCACGCAUUUAUGUAUGCCUACUUUGGCGGAGCAGCUAUUUUCUCGGAUAUGCUUCCUUGGACGGGGACUUUGCAGUUGGUGGCCGGGAUGCUGGGGGAGUUGUAUGUUAUCAGGGAUGUGUGGAGUGGAGGGAGAGAGUGUGGGAACAUGGCGUCGUUGUGGGCCAAUUGGUUGGCGCUGGGGCUGCUAUCGACGUAUUUGGUGCUGUUUACUGGGGAUUUGAGGGCGAGGGGGGAGAAUGGGAAGGAGUAGAUCUGAUGCAGCUUUAUACGUUAUUUGGACACGCUAUGGGAGGGGUCGAUCGAGGAACUUGCUUAUUCAUGUACAGGAAUUGAUGGGGAGAACAUUAUUGCGAGAAUUCUAAACAAAAUGUAACAUUUCCCUGCCCGAAAUCAAAAUUUUAACACAUCAUUCAGAGCCACCUCACCAAAUAAGACCCU
Messenger RNA from Hyaloscypha bicolor E, 1013 nucleotides. RefSeq lists its product as uncharacterized. The record is from RefSeq and is a predicted model, not a curated record. The transcript has 2 exons. Lineage: Eukaryota; Fungi; Ascomycota; Leotiomycetes; Helotiales; Hyaloscyphaceae. Gene Ontology annotation, cellular component: membrane. Bases 103 to 825 code for a protein of 240 amino acids. Gene Ontology annotation, molecular function: fatty acid elongase activity.